AUGGGUGGGCUAGCGAAGCUUCACAAUACACUAUCAUUCCCCUUUAUCUCCUUGGGAAACAGUUUAGUGAAUGAUUUUGAAGAGGUGACUGCUCCCCAUGCUGUUAAUCUCUAUGCUUUCUCAGUGAAAAGGAAGACAUUUUCCUCUCACCACACGACAUGUCAAGGAUUAAACGUUUUCAGCGGAACUGUGUUGGAACCCAAACCACAACGAGAAAUUGCAAUAAAAAAGACCUGGCCAGAGAGCAAAGACAGGGAGCGGAACUUUGAAAUGAUAUUUUUAACUGGUAUUAGUCGAAAGAAACAUAAAAACAUUGUUCAAAUGAUAUUUGCUUUUUCUAAUAGAGUGGGCAAAGAUAACAAAAUAUGUGAAUCAUUUGUUUUUGACUUCUUACCUGAUACACUUGCAUCAGUUAUAAAACGAGAAGUGCUCGAUGAUACAGACAUUAAAAUUUAUACUUGGCAAUUAUUUAAUGGGCUUCGCUAUUUAAGUAUGCAUCAAAUAGUUCACCGUGAUAUAAAACCUUUAAAUGUGCUCAUAGAUCAUCCACUGGCACUACUUAAAAUUGGUGACUUCGGUUCAGCCAAAAUCGUUAGGAGCUUGAGAUUGUCUUUUCAGGUGACAAGAUUUUAUCGCCCUCCCGAACUGCUGUUGGGCUCAGAGUAUUACAAUUGGACCGUCGAUUUGUGGUCAGCUGGUUGUGUGGUUGGAGAGAUGCUCCGUGGCAAUGUGCUUUUUCCUGGACGACAUGGCAGACAUCAAUUGAAACUGAUUUUCCUAUGCCUGGGCAGUCCAACUGACGAAGAUGUUAAGCUUAUGAAGGUAAGCCUUCCAUUCUGUAUAUCGCUUCCCACAAAAUCUGAUUUCAAUUCGUUUCAGCUAUGCCCACAUGCUGACCAAGGAAUGCUUGAGCUCCUUGCAAAAGUCCUCGUCUACCGCCCUAAUGAUCGCCUAUAUGGGCGCCAGCUAUUGAUGCAUCCUGCAUUCGCGUCAAUACUGAAGUUGAUUUUAUUAAGUGUUUCCAACUCAUAUUAUGCCUUUUUAAAACUGAACAUUGCAGAGAGGGAACGAAAAGAUCUAACGGACAGUUAG
This is a messenger RNA of Haemonchus placei, 1092 nucleotides long. Lineage: Eukaryota; Metazoa; Nematoda; Chromadorea; Rhabditida; Trichostrongylidae. The record is from the annotation of a GenBank genome assembly.